GUGCUGAUCAUCUGAGAGUGGCAUUUGGCGACGCCUACAUUCUUGCAAUAACAAUAUAGCAAUGUAGUAAAUGAUUGUAAAGUGAUAAACCGAAGGCCAAAUCGCACGCAAUUACCGUGAACGGAUUCCUCCGGGUAGGCGUGGUGCGCACGGACGACGGCACCCGACAAAUCAGGCGUCUCCGGCGUGCGCGCGGCGGUGCAGACGUUAUAUCAGCCGAGCGCGUCGCGAGCCGCCUCAGCAUCAGCACCAGCACCAGCACCGCGCGCUGACUCACGCGCUCCGCCACCGUCCUCGAGAGGGAAUCUGGACCCCCGGUGAGACUUGAAGCGCCAGGUAGAGGACGUACAGCACCAGAAGGGCUCCGGGAAAAAAAAAUACGCAUAUAUUAUAAAUAUAUACAUAAAUCAUAAUAUAACUGCUAGAGUCAAGAGCCGAAGAGGAGCGCGAGCAGAGAAACAGAGCCGCACCGACAUGGACGCGCUGAUGAAGGGCUUCUCCAAGGCGAAGGACGGGGUGGUGGCGGCCGCAGAGAAGACCAAGCAGGGAGUGAGCGAGGCCGCGGGCAAGACCAAGGAAGGAGUCAUCUUUGUGGGCACCAAAACAAAGGACGGUGUUUCAUCAGUUGCAGAGAAGACGGUGUCCCAAGUGUCUCAAGUGGGUGGGGCUGUGGUAACAGGAGUGACAGCUGUCGCCCAUAAGACUGUGGAAGGUGCUGGAAGCAUCGCUGCUGCAACAGGUUUGGUCAAGAAGGAUGCAAGCAAGCAGGAUGAAGAGAUGAUGUCCCAGGAGGCCCUGAUGGAGAAUGCAGGAGAGCUACAGGCUGAUCCUGACAACAGCUAUGACAUUGCACCUGAGGACUAUCACGGUUAUCAAGACUAAGUGCCAGAGACAAACACCAGUAGGAAUGAGCAAGAGAAACGUUCCGUUUUGUCCUGACUGGACAUGCCGUGCGUGGCCGUCGUCCUUGUCUCAGUUAAGUUUGUUAGUGUGUUGUGUGUGUGUGUGUGUGUGUGUGUGUGUGUGUGUGUGUGUGUGUGUGUGUGUGUGUGUAGCGAGGUCCUUCCCUUCACUGUGCAUGGUGUCAGUGUGUGUCCUCAUGAACCUCCCUCCAGCCCCGUGACUCUGCUCCACUGGGGCGGGAUGCCUGGUCACAGGGUAGUUACUUAAUGUUCUGUGGGAAUCUGUGGCUUUAAAAUAAACAAAAACCUUAAGUGUCUCUCAGUUUCUUUAAAGAUGAAUUCUAUUUUUCUGUCUGCGAUUUUUUUUUGUCCCUUGAAUGGUGUAGUAAUGUAAUGGAAAACAAAUAUAUUUAGGAAACAUGAGAGUGGGAAAGGAAGUAAUGAGUAAUAUUUAAAAGGUGUGUAUUUAGAUUUAUGAUAUGACAAUAUAAAUGUGGACAAAAGAAUGUUUUAUUGCUAUGUAAGUGUUUGGAAAUAGUAUCUGAAAUCCAUAAAAUGUUCCUGUUUGUAUCUUGAACUGUAAGUUGACUGCCAAGAACACUGUUUUCAUGUGUUGUGUAAAGGUCUGAAUAUAAUGUAUUUACUAUGUCUUUUAGUGUUUGUCAUGAAUAUGGAUUUUGUUAAUUAAAAAUUCUCUUGGCACUGAAGGACAACUGUUUCUGAUAGAGUGUCAAAUGAAAACACAUUCCAGUUUGAAGAGUUUACUGCCAGACCAAAUGGGUGGUCUAAAUACAUUUUUGUGGAACUCAA
Messenger RNA from Scleropages formosus (Asian bonytongue), 1712 nucleotides. RefSeq names its product alpha-synuclein-like. The record is from RefSeq and is a predicted model, not a curated record. Gene Ontology annotation, biological process: chemical synaptic transmission; synapse organization; regulation of dopamine secretion. The transcript is spliced from 6 exons. NCBI's taxonomy places the organism in Eukaryota, Metazoa, Chordata, Actinopteri, Osteoglossiformes, Osteoglossidae. Gene Ontology annotation, cellular component: cytoplasm; axon terminus; neuronal cell body. Gene Ontology annotation, molecular function: cuprous ion binding. The coding region runs from base 475 to 882 and encodes 135 amino acids.